This is a messenger RNA of Amborella trichopoda, 4934 nucleotides long. NCBI's taxonomy places the organism in Eukaryota, Viridiplantae, Streptophyta, Magnoliopsida, Amborellales, Amborellaceae. The record is from RefSeq and is a predicted model, not a curated record.
CUCAAUCCCACUAAAAUAGGUGGAAUUGACAUCAUGGAAAUCACGUACUUUCUUUGCCGUCAUCAACUGCGGUAAGCUCCGCACUUCUGAAACCCUGAACCUCCCCAUAGAACCAAACCAUGCCGCUGAGAACGAAACCAUCUGCCAUCUGAAAACGAAACCCUAGGGCUAUUGCUAGAGCUUCUUCCCUCUCUCUCUAGAGCAUCUUCGGAUCCACUCGCACCUCUGUAGAGCCAUAUGCUGAAGAACGAAACCCUAACGCCAUUGCUCUCUAUCCUCUCUCUGGAGCUUCUUCGGUUCCACUCGCACCUCUCUGUAGAGCCCCAACAGAAAAUUUGUAUCAUUGGGUGCAAAUAAGUGACUGCUCAGCUCAACUUUUGCUCUUCGCAAUGAAGGAUACAUGAUAAAGAACACCUUGAGGAGUGUUUGGAUCCAUUGAGAGCUGUAAUGGUGUAGUGUUCUUGCAAGAGAUUUCUAAAACUGAUUCUUUUGCCAUGCAAGAAUCAUUAACUACCAAGCUUGUGUCAUUUUUGCUCAUCUGAGGAAAUACAAAGUUGGAAGGAUGGAACAUGCUGAUGAUGAAUGUCGGGCAGCUGGCGAUCACCAUGGCAAACAAGAUGGUGAGGAGAGCGUUGCCCGUCUUGAGGAGUUCAAAAAGUCGAUUGAAGCAAAGAUGGCUUUACGUCGAAGUAAUCUUAGUCCUGAAAGACCAGAUUCAGCUUUCCUCAGGACGUUAGAUUCCAGCAUAAAGCGUAAUACAACAGUUAUUAAGAAGCUUAAACAAAUAAAUGAGGAGCAGCGUGAAGCACUGAUGGAAGACCUAAGAAGCAUUAAUUUGAGCAAGUUUGUGAGUGAAGCUGUGACAUCUAUUUGUGAAGCAAAACUUAGAACUUCAGAUAUACAGGCAGCUGUUCAGGUAUGUUCUUUGCUCCAUCAAAGGUACAAGGAUUUCUCCCCUAGCCUAAUUCAAGGGCUAUUGAAAGUGUUCUUCCCUGGAAAAUCUGGAGAAGAUUUGGAUGUCGAUCGGAGCAUGAGGGCACUGAAGAAGCGCAGCACUCUAAAGCUCCUCAUGGAACUAUAUUUUGUUGGAGUUAUUGAUGAUGCUGGCAUUUUCAUAAACAUAAUUAAGGAUCUUACUAGCUUGGAGCAUUUGAAGGACCGAGACACAACCCAGACGAAUUUAUCGCUGCUUGCUGGUUUUGCUCGUCAGGGAAGAAUUUUCUUGGGACUGCCUCUAUCGGGACAAGAAGUGCUAGAGGAGUUCUUCAAAGACCUUAAUAUUACAGCAGAUCAAAAGAAGAUCUUGAGGAAAGCAGUCUUCUCGUAUUAUGAUGCUGCAGCUGAUCUCCUACAGGCUGAGCAUAAUUCACUUCGGCAGAUGGAACACGAAAAUGCUAAGAUUUUGAAUGCGAAGGGGGAACUCUGCGAUGAAAAUGUGAAUGCGUAUGAAAAGCUUCGGAAAUCUUACGAUCACCUGUUUCGCGGUGUCUCCUCUUUAGCAGAAGCACUCGAUAUGCCCCCUCCAGUGAUGCCAGAAGACGUUCACACAACUAGAGUUAGUACUGGAGAAGAAGUAACAUCACCCGCUGCUGGAAGAGAUUCUUCUGUUAUGGAACCUAUAUGGGAUGAUGAGGACACAAAGGCAUUUUAUGAGUGCUUGCCAGAUCUCAGAGCAUUUGUUCCUGCUGUACUAUUGGGAGAAGCAGAACCAAGGACCACUGAGCAAUCUGCUAAGGCAUCAGAGCAGCAGACUGAAUCAGCUUCAGAGCCAGAUCAAGGUCUUCUCGGGGUACAGGAGAUUGCACAAAUCUCUGUGGAUUCUGAAGCUUCACCAGAAGGGAAAGCAGAUGAGAGAGCUAAGGACAGAGAAGAAAGGGAUAAAGAGAAAGGAAAAGAAGUCAAGACCAAAGAGGAAAAAGAUAAAGAGAAAGGUAAAGAUGUUGAUAAAGAAAAAUGGAAGGAAAAAGAUGGAGACAAGAAAGGAGAAAAUGAGAAAGUUAAAGGUAUCGAUGGUACAAAUUUGGAUAGUAUGUUACAGAGGCUUCCUGGAUGCGUCAGCCGUGACCUUAUUGAUCAAUUGACAGUAGAGUUUUGUUAUUUAAAUUCGAAGACAAAUCGAAAAAAGCUAGUUAAGGCACUGUUCAAUGUCCCUAGAACUUCCUUAGAGUUACUUGCAUACUAUUCUCGUAUGGUGGCAACACUUUCAACGUGCAUGAAGGAUGUGUCUUCUAUGCUUUUGCAGCUGUUGGAGGAAGAAUUUAACUUCUUAAUUAAUAAAAAGGAUCAAAUGAAUAUUGAAACAAAGAUUCGGAAUAUAAGGUUUAUAGGAGAGUUGGCAAAGUUCAAAAUCGCGCCCGCAGGUUUGGUCUUUAGCUGUUUGAAGACUUGUUUAGAUGAUUUCACUCAUCACAACAUAGAUGUCGCUUGCAAUCUUCUUGAGACUUGUGGACGCUUCCUGUAUCGCUCACCAGAAACGACAAUACGUAUGGCAAACAUGUUAGAGAUAUUGAUGAGAUUAAAGAACGUUAAAAAUUUGGAUCCUAGACACAGUACUCUUGUGGAAAAUGCUUAUUACUUGUGCAAACCCCCCGAACGUUCUGCACGGGUGUCUAAAAUUCGUCCACCAUUACAUCAGUAUAUAAGAAAAUUGCUAUUCUCAGACCUGGACAAGUCUUCAAUUGAGCAUGUUUUGCGCCAGCUACGCAAAUUACCUUGGAAUGAUUGUGAACCAUACCUUUUGAAAUGCUUCAUGAAGGUUCAUAGAGGGAAAUACAGUCAAGUUCAUUUGAUUGCUUCACUCACUCUAGGCUUGAGCCGGUACCAUGAUGAAUUUGCUGUUGCAGUUGUGGAUGAGGUCUUGGAGGAGAUCAGGUUAGGACUGGAGUUGAAUGAUUAUGGGAUGCAGCAGCGACGAAUAGCACAUAUGCGGUUUUUGGGAGAGCUAUACAACUAUGAACAGAUUGACUCCUCUGUUAUAUUUGAAACGCUCUAUUUGAUUCUUACUUUUGGCCAUGGCACCCCCGAGCAAGAUACAUUGGACCCGCCUGAAGAUUGUUUCCGGAUCAGGAUGAUUAUUACGCUUCUCCAGACAUGUGGUCGAUACUUCGAUAGAGGAUCUUCGAAGAGGAAGCUCGACAGAUUCUUGUUAUAUUUUCAGCAAUAUGUUCUCAGCAAAGGGUCAAUACCUCUUGAUAUCGAAUUUGAUAUUCAGGACCUUUUUGCGGAUCUCCGCCCAAACAUGUUGAGAUACUCAUCAAUGGAGGAAGUCAGUGCCGCUCUUGCAGAAUCUGAGGACCAGGAGCCCUCCUCGUCUGAUAAGCCUGGUAACACAGAGAGGCUCUCAGAUACAGAAAGCCACAGGGCCAACAAGCUCCCUCAUCCAACCAAUCGCAAUGGACAAGCAACAGUAGCCAAUGGAGGGCUUGACGAGAAUGGCAGGGCCGCUGAUAGCGAGACUGAGUCUGACAGUGGAAGCGCAACUGGUGGUCCCGAUGCCUAUGAAGAGGACUCAGGACGUGGGGAACAUGGUGGGUCUGAUGAGGAAGAUAAUGAGGACGACGAGGGUGGGGUCCACAUGGGGUUAGAAGAGGAAGAGGAGGUGAGGGUUAGGUCAAAGACCAAGGUGGACCCUGUAGAAGAGGCAGAUUUCGAGCGUGAGCUUCGUGCCUUGGUUCAGGAGAGUCUUGAUUCUCGUAAGCUUGAGCUGAGGGGCCGGCCUGCCCUUAACAUGAUGAUACCCAUGAAUGUGUUUGAGGGCUUGAGUAGUGGGUCUCACCACCAUGGCCGAGGUGAUGAGAGUGAUGAUGAGGGUGCUGAUGAGGAAGGGGGAGGAGGGGUAUCAGUUAGGGUUUUGGUGAAGAAGGGGAAUAAGCAACAAACAAAGCAAUUGAGUGUUCCGAAGGGUUGUGCAUUAGUUCAAGGGACUAAGCAGAAGGAGGCAGCAGAGUUGGAGGAGAAGCAAAAUAUAAAGAGGCUGAUACUUGAGUAUAAUGACAGGGAGGAGGAGGAGGCUUCUGGGGUUGGAAGUGGAGGGGGGCAGGUGAUGGGUUGGGGGCAGGUGGGGCCUAGUGGAGGUGUGGGGAGGUCGGUGGGGAGGGGGUUGUGGGAGGGUGGAAGGCAUCAUGGUGGAGGUCUUCGGGGACGGCACCACUACAUGAUGGGUGGGGGAUAUGUGCGGAGAAAGUGAGGAGCGAGAGACAGUUUUUGCCUUUUUUGGCUUUGUUAUUCAUGGUUGAGGGUGAAGUAUGCUAUGAGUGGAAAAUUGGAGAGAAGAAAACUCGGGGUAUAGGAGAUAUAUGAAGAGGGUUUCAAUCUUUGGUGGUUUUUGAGAGGCAACUAGGGAGAAUGUGUAUAUGUUUAUUUGGUUGGUUUCUAGGGACACAAUCAGGAAUAAUGUGAAUGUGGUCCACUGGUUUCUUGGGUUGGUUUAGAGAGAGAGGAGCGAGGCAGUAGGAAGAAUUUGAAGGCGAUGAUGUGUUUCUUGGGUUUGAAUUUUGCCUGUGAGAAGAGAUGGUUGCAGCAGUAGCCCACAUGAUCAUGGUGCUGCCACACUAAAACGACAGUAGGGAAAUUUGUUGGUAUCUUAAGCUUUGCUUGAUGCAUGAAGUCCAUCUGGUUGCAUGUUUCUUAGCAUCGGUUCCCAGGUUCUAAGGAAUGGCCCUUGGUAACUAUGGCUUUGUUAAGCACCUGUGUAUGGUGUGUUAUGGUUUUAGGAUGUUACUUGUAAAGAGGUCUGGAUUCUUGAAAAGGAAUUUGGUCACUAGUGCUGUUUCAUGUCAUAUUUGAUAUUUAAACCUUUGUUUCAUUGUAAUAUCCUUUCCAGCUCAGCUCUUUUCCAUCGAGAUUGUGUACCAUGAGAUCAUUUACCUUUGUUUUACGGUGGUCACAAUUGCUAUUCAUGUCAAAUUGGAUGGUUUAGGGUGUUAUUUUUUAAA